AUGCUCGUCAUCGUGUAUGCAAGGAGAAAGAACCAACACGAUAAGGUUCUCGGGUUUCCAGAGCGACAGGGGCCUCUCGGGUCUUUUUCAGGCGCUAAAAUUAAGGUGGCUUCACUAGAACAAAACACGAUUGGCGGGGCUCAAAAACAGGCUCGAAACUUGGGGCGGACAAAAGAGAAUGUCGUCGCUAUAGGCAAUGUUUACUCCGUCUCCACCUCCUCUCGGCUUUUCGGUGCAACUGUUAAGCCCGAUCAAGACACCCAACAGUGUCGGCUGUCUCUGGAAAUAUCUCACCUCGGCGACGAUUCCAUCGUCAAGAAUGAUGGAAGCACAACCCUCAAAUUCAUGCAUAAUGCGACGCAGCUCAAAUUUGUGUAUGAUCCUACGAAGGCAGCUUCAUGGGCGGCGGUGCAGAAGACAAACCCAAUUACUGUGCAGAACCUGGAUAGUGGCGGUGAAGGUGCUGGUCGUGAUAGUGCGAGAGCAGAGCGACAGAUAUCUGUUGCACCAAUUGGUCCUUUUGCUACAUGGAUGUUGACAGUAAGAGAGCGAGAAAAUAAUGGACUGGACUUGAGCAAACUGACUGGUGUUUGUCUCGAGUCCUGGGGCUCUGCACGCAUAGUCGAUGUAUCUUAG
Fusarium oxysporum Fo47 is the source of this 636-nucleotide messenger RNA. RefSeq lists its product as uncharacterized. Bases 1 to 636 code for a protein of 211 amino acids. The transcript has 2 exons. The record is from RefSeq and is a predicted model, not a curated record. Lineage: Eukaryota; Fungi; Ascomycota; Sordariomycetes; Hypocreales; Nectriaceae.